This is a messenger RNA of Macadamia integrifolia, 1587 nucleotides long. RefSeq names its product UDP-glycosyltransferase 76B1-like. Lineage: Eukaryota; Viridiplantae; Streptophyta; Magnoliopsida; Proteales; Proteaceae. The transcript has 2 exons. The coding region runs from base 88 to 1455 and encodes 455 amino acids. Gene Ontology annotation, molecular function: UDP-glycosyltransferase activity. The record is from RefSeq and is a predicted model, not a curated record.
AGGGAUAUCGAUCCUGCUAUCCUUUGGAGUUAGGUUGCAGACUCACUUUGAAAAGACUUCUUGAAAGGGGGAAAGAUCGAAUAAGAGAUGGAACAGAAGAGGAGAGGGGUUCGGUUGGUGCUAUUCCCUUGCCCAUUACAAGGCCACAUAAACCCCAUGCUCCAACUAGCCUCCAUUCUCUACUCAAAGGGCUUCUCUAUCACCAUCAUCCACACUCGCUUCAACUCUCCCAACUCCUCCAAUUUCCCUCACUUCACCUUCAUUCCCAUACCCGACGGCAUAUCAGAUUUGGACCCAAACUCCAUUUCAUUAGCCCAUCUUUCACUCCUUAACAUCAACUGUGUAGUUCCACUUCGAGAUUGCUUGCUUCGGUUGUUAUCUAAUCAUAAUAUUACUACUAGUUCUGCAGAAGCAGAGCCCAUUCCUUGUCUCAUCUCUGAUGCUAUCAUGCACUUCACCCAAGGCGUCGCCGAUAGUCUUAACCUUCCAAGGCUUGCGUUACGGACCAGCAGUGUCGAAUCCUUUCUUUCCUUCGCCGCUUUUUCAGUUUCAUGGCAGAAAAAUUGCCUCCCAGAUUCUCAGUUGGAGACGCCAGUAACAGAGCUUCCACCUCUCAUAGUGAAGGACCUGCCGAUGAUCAACACGUUUACCCUAGACUGCAUGUACCAAUUGCUGGGGAGCAUGGUCGAUCAAGCCAAGGCCUCAUCUGGCCUUAUUUGGAACAGCUUUGAUGACCUUGAACAGUCAGCACUGGCAACACUUUCUCAACAAUUUCCAAUCCCAGUGUUCACAAUAGGCCCAUUUCAUAAACUCUUCUCAGCUUCUUCCAGUAGCUUAUUGACCCAAGACCACAGCUGCAUCGCUUGGCUAGAUACACAACCACCUAAGUCUGUAAUCUACGUCAGCUAUGGCAGCCUAGUCAGCAUUGAUGAGGCUGAAUUUGUGGAGAUGGCUUGGGGUCUAGCCAACAGUAAUUGUCCCUUCUUGUGGGUGGUUCGAUCCGGUAUGUUCCAUGAUUCAGAACGAGUUGGACCAUUGUGGCCUGAUGGGUUCCUAGAAACGAUUAAAGGAAAGGGUUGUAUUGUGGAAUGGGCCCCACAACAGGAUGUGUUGGCUCAUCCUGCGGUUGGAGGGUUUUGGACCCACAAUGGUUGGAACUCUACGUUGGAGAGUAUAUGUGAAGGGGUACCAAUGUUGUGUUUGCCUUGUUUUGGAGACCAGAGUAUGAAUGCGAGGUUGGUGAGCCAUGUGUGGAUGGUGGGGUUGCAAUUGGAGAAUAAAUCGGAGAGAGGGCAGAUUGAGAGAAGCAUAAGAAGAUUAAUGGUUGAGAAAGAAGGAGAGGAGAUGAGAGAGAGGGUUGCGUCUUUGAAGGAGAAGGCAGAAGUUUGUGUGAAUAAAGGAGGUUCUUCCUGUAAGUCUCUAGAGGACUUGAUGGCUCGCAUCUUGUCAUUUUGAAUUUUGAAGACUUUUGUGGACUAACUUCUCCAUGGUGUGCUUGAUUGUCUUAUUACCGAAUCUGUUUCAUUUUCAACCUGUAAUAUCGACUUUUUUAUUUUUAGUAGAAUAAUAUCAAAGACCUUACCUGCU